Molecule: messenger RNA, 6325 nt
Organism: Polypterus senegalus (gray bichir)
Lineage: Eukaryota; Metazoa; Chordata; Cladistia; Polypteriformes; Polypteridae
Product: dynamin-1-like protein
Exons: 19
Coding region: 228-2291 (687 amino acids)
Biological process (GO): mitochondrial fission
Cellular component (GO): membrane; mitochondrion; microtubule
Molecular function (GO): GTP binding; microtubule binding; GTPase activity
Source: RefSeq, a predicted model, not a curated record
GAAAGGGUAGCAUUCGUUUCCUGGUGUGAAGGAGACGAUACAGGGCGAAAUAGGACUCUUGGAUUUUCCUAUGCUGUUAAAACGCACAGUCACAUAGAUAUUGGAUUUAUUCAUUUAGUCGCGUGGAUGGCAGGCCAUUGAAAUACAUCGAGCCGGAGAAGAAGGUCGUGUAAAGGUUACCUGUGGCCUCGGGUGGCAUUAGGGCAGAUUGACAGGUGUCUGCAGAAAUGGAUGCCCUUAUCCCGGUCGUCAACAAGCUGCAGGAAAUCUUCCUGACAGUUGGUGCUGAAGUUAUUCAACUUCCGCAGAUUGUGGUUGUGGGAUCCCAGAGCAGUGGGAAGAGUUCAGUACUAGAGAGUAUUGUUGGGCAGGACUUUCUGCCUCGUGGAUCAGGCAUUGUAACACGUCGCCCACUGGUACUGCAGCUGAUUCAUGUAGGGUCACCUGAGGAUCGAAAGCAAGCAUUGGCCGCUGGUGACAAUGAAAGAGGGGCAAAGCAAAAUACAAUCAACUGCCACCCAGGAAUAAAGGCAGAGCAAUGGGGUACUUUUCUUCACUGUAAGAAUAAGAUUUUUACAGAUUUUGAUGAAAUCCGACAAGAAAUUGAGAGUGAGACUGAGCGAACAACAGGAAACAAUAAGGGGAUUAGUCCAGAGCCAAUACAUCUAAAGAUCUAUUCUCCACAUGUACUGAAUCUUACAUUAGUGGAUCUACCAGGCAUCACCAAGGUGCCCGUAGGUGAUCAACCACAAGACAUUGAGGUCCAAAUAAGGGAAAUGAUCUUGGCAUACAUAGGAAACCCAAAUUGUAUUAUUCUAGCUGUUACUGCGGCAAACACAGACAUGGCUACAUCUGAGGCGCUAAAAUUGGCCCGUGAUGUUGACCCAGAUGGUCGUCGGACACUAGCAGUAGUAACAAAGUUGGAUUUGAUGGAUGCUGGGACUGAUGCCAUGGAUGUUUUAAUGGGCCGUGUCAUUCCUGUGAAACUUGGCAUCAUUGGAGUUGUUAACAGAAGCCAACAUGAUAUCAAUAUCAGAAAGAGCAUAGCAGAAGCAACGCAAGAUGAACAGGCGUUUUUGCAAAGAAAAUACCCAUCUUUGGCCAAUCGCAAUGGCACUAAAUAUUUAGCAAAGACACUUAAUCGAUUGCUUAUGCACCACAUUCGAGACUGCCUACCUGAGUUAAAAACUCGAGUAAAUGUGCUUACUGCACAAUAUCAGAGUGUACUGAACAGUUAUGGGGAACCGGUGGAAGAUCCUAAUGCUACUCUGCUACAGAUUAUUACCAAAUUUGCUACGGAGUACUGCAAUACCAUUGAAGGCACGGCCAAAAAUAUUGAGACAUCUGAACUGUGCGGAGGUGCUAGAAUCUGUUAUAUAUUUCAUGAAACAUUUGGUAGAACACUGGAGUCCAUUGAUCCACUUAGUGGACUUACAAUGCUUGACAUCUUGACUGCAAUCAGGAAUGCAACGGGUCCCAGGCCAGCGUUGUUUGUUCCAGAAGUAUCUUUUGAACUUCUGGUGAAGAGACAGAUAAAACGUUUGGAGGAGCCAAGCCUGCGCUGUGUGGAACUGGUGCAUGAGGAACUGCAGAGGAUUAUUCAGCACUGUACAACUUAUAACACCCAGGAGCUCCUACGUUUCCCCAAAUUACAUGACUCAAUUGUUGAGGUUGUAACUGGCUUAUUGAGAAAGAGGCUCCCAAUCACUAAUGAUAUGGUUCACAAUCUUGUAGCAAUUGAACUGGCAUACAUCAAUACAAAACACCCUGAUUUCACAGAUGCAGCUUUGGUCUCCGCAUCAGUAAAUAGUGCACAGACUGAGACAGUACAAGACAGCAGUCGCAGGUGGAAAAGUGAGAAGCCAGCAGAUGAGCGAAUAAGUGAAGAGAAAACCAAAGGAACUCCACAGAACUCUGCAUUCAACAGCCCAUCAAGAGGACACGCAGUCAACCUGCUGGAUGCACCUGUUCCCGUUUCUCGUAAAUUAACACCUCGUGAGCACAGAGACUGUGAGGUUAUACAAAGACUGAUCAAAUCCUAUUUUUUGAUUGUGCGCAAGAGUAUACAGGACAGCGUUCCCAAGACCGUUAUGCACUUUCUUGUGAAUUUUGUGAAGGAACACCUUCAGAGUGAAUUAGUUGGCCAGUUAUACAAGUCCCAACUGUUGGAUGGGUUGCUAACUGAAUCAGAGGAUAUGGCUCUUCAGCGUAUUGAGGCUGCUAAUAUGCUAAAGGCACUUCAGAAGGCCAGUCACAUCAUCUCAGAAAUUAGAGAGACGCAGCUAUGGUAGUAGAAGGCAGCUGUAUCAGAGAGGACCAGAUGAAGUUAACAUUUGGAACUUUUUGUCCCUACCCCAUCCUCUCCUUCCUUACACCUUACAAUCUGUACAUUCUGGCCAGUUGAACAAAAUUACUCCUUGUCACAAUGCAUGAGCUUCUAGGUGGGAGUUUUUUAAUUGGUAUUUCAUACCAUUCAGGGAUUUCUAUGUUAUGAAAAACGUAGUGAUUUUUGUGCCAUUUUUAAAGCAGCUCGCUGAUGUCAUUGAGGCAUAUUUUUCAAAAGUCUUUGUUGUCAAAUGAAUUGGAUACCUCUCUCCAUAAUUUGUAAUGAUGAUAUUGCAAUUUAGCAAGUCCUUAUCUCAACUGUUUAUCAUUUCCUAUGAAGCAGUAUGUCCAGAUGACCUUAUUCCUAUUUUUUGUUUCCUCCGUGAAAGCUUUAUUUUUUAGUAUUAUUCUGAAUUAAUCUUUUCCUAUCACAGGCCAGUCUCUGAAAUGGCUCCUUGUAUAUUGAAAUCCACUGGCACAGUGAUACAAAUUACAAAGGUGCAGGUUGAACUGGAUUUCCAUUAAACCUGCUCUUAGCUAUUAAAUUGUCAUUAUGCAGAAACCUAAAGCAUAUGAGAAAUAAUUGUGCACAGACCCUGGUGGCUGUGUCUGGAUGUGCCUAAAAGUUUAUUGGCUGAAUUCAUUCCAACUGUGCUUUAUUUCAGACCAACAAUUAUUACUGGUGCUCUUUUUUUUUUUUUUUUUUUUUUUAAUGUAAAACAACAUGUAUUUUUUCCAUCCUUUUAAACCACAAAUGAGAAUGUUCUAGUUGUAAUCUUAAGACCGUUUUUUCACUGCUAACUGGGAUAGUCUCUCCCUACUUUACACUUGAAACCUUAAGUAAUAUUUAUGUAGUUUCUUGCCUACUCUGCCACACUCACAUUUGUUUCACCUUUGAACUUUUUGUUACAGCACUGAUUUACUGAAAGAACAACAUGUUUGGAGUGGCUUGUCUUAUUUGUUUAGGUGGGACUUCUAAGUAAAUCCUGGUUUUGGAGUACUGUAUUUGUGAUAUACAAACAUGACUUAUCUUUAACACGACCAAAGAGUGUUAGUUUCUGGACCUGAGCAAACCACAAUAAUGGCACAUAAAAAACAACAUUUUCUGAGACAACUAUUGCUACUUAGAAAAAAAAUCCUAAUACGUAAUAUUAAUUCUAAUUAGAUUCUGAAACUGUUUUCUUUCCAGUUUGUCCAUUGAAAUUAAGUGAAUGUGGCUGAAGGCUUGAUAAUAUGUGCUGGACAGAUUUUAGAUCCUUUGUCAGAGUAAGAAUAAACAGAACAUUUAUCCAAAUUUCUUUGUAUAGAGUACAUGGGACCUUUCAUAGAGAUUGUCAAAUGGAUUUAUUAUAUAUAAAUGAAUAGAAAGAAUGGAGUCAAGUUAACUACAUUAAAUGGAAAAUAUGGUGACUGAUAAGUGAAUGGCUAAAAAGGGGUAGGGACAUUCUGGGAAGGAGCAUAUUAGGAGAGGAGCUGCAUGCCGGGAUGAGUACUUCUGUAAAGGAGUUUAAGAGUCGAAGUAUUGAUCAGAAAUGGGACUUCAUGCUGAAACUGCCUGCUUGCCUGCACUGUUUAUUUAUACUAAACCAAGGUGUAAAUGUGACUGUGUGUGUCUCUUUUUUUGUAGAUAUAAAACAAAAAAAAAAUUUACACUGUCUGUAUUAAUUUAUUUUAUAUAGUGCCUUUCAUACUGAACACUUAUGAAGGACUGUACAAGGCAAUCAAGAACAAGACUAAAAAAACAAAAGAAUGAACAAAUACAUUGAAUAUAAUGUACAUAGAAGAUGAGGCAAUGCAAACAGUAAAUAAAGCCAUGCUAAAUACAUUUUUAGUUAUUUGCUAAAUCAAAUAUCUAUUUGUAUGUUAAUGUAAUAGUUUGGUAUAUUUUUGUAACUGUGUUAAUGUCCAAUGUUAAAAUAUAAAUAAGAAAUUGCAUAGUUUAAGGUGACAAUUAUGUGGUUAAGCUUGAAACACUGCAAACAGAUAAAAGCUAAAAUCUGACAGUAUUCACAUUGUUUUAUUUUUCUAGUACUCUAGGUUGUCAUUGGUUGUAUAUCAUGCAUUCCUGAGCAGUGUCAUAUUUUUAAUUGUUUGUGUUCUCAUUUUAGAGGUUUACUUGUAAAAAGGAAAGGAAUUUAAGGGAAGAUAAUAUGCAAUAUAAAUGUUUCUUCCAAAUUAACUUCUUGGGAUUAAAUAGUUCCAUAAGUAGCAUAUGUGACCAUAGUUAUUUAUGUGCACCUUAUCCUAUUUUUAACAUGUUGCAUCUAAGAGCUUUCAUUGAGAUUUUGUAUUGUUGAUGAAUAGGUGGUUAAUGAUUUCUAGUACUGUACUUGGUUAAAUAACAAGAACACUAAAGGUAAUAAUUCUUUACAAGGAACAGUUAUAGUUUGAACCAUAGUCUUAUUGCGCCAUAUUGCUACCUUAGGACGCUGUGAACAGUCUCCAAAAACAUGUUUACCUGCAUGACAGUUCUGCCAAAACACCUUUGUUUGAUUAUAACUUUGACAAAGAUCUAAUCUUUUUCAUUUUAGUUCACGCUUCAUGAACAUACAUGCUAUACUAUGGGGUAAACUUUCGACAUCUUAUAUUUUAAUCUAACCUUGCUCACAUUGCUGGAGAAGUAUCAGAUUGGCAUCUGAACCAAGCAGCAACUUCCUUUGUGAAACUGGCAGUAAAAUCUCUUAUCUUAGCAUGUUUAAUGAAUGUUUUAUGAAUGUAAGAAUAAUUUGAAUUGACAGCUGCUUAAGUUGGAGUCUCAAUAUUGUCUCCUGAUUUGACAUUGUAUUUGCUUUUUUGGGUAUAUGGGAAAACAAUAUUCAAUUUCUUAGAAAGGUUGGCAAACAGUGCUUCUACUAGUAAAUUCAGCAUAUAGUUACAUCCUUACAUAUUUGCACUGUAAUUUCAUUGCACCCAAGUUACUUAUUCAAAAAACAGUUUUCAGUGUAUUUUUGCAUAGUGCUCUUCAUUGAGGAUAAGUAUAUGCUCAAGUCUGUAACUAUAAUGCAUGAACAACAAAAUGCUAAAAAAUAACAGUGAAAAGGAGCAGUUUCAUUAACAUAUUGUACACAAAUCACAUUGAUAGUCCAUUAACACUAUAACUAAUAAUAAGCCCAAUGGAAAAUGGAACGGUUAUAGUCUAGUCAAAAACAUUCAAAUGCAAAAUUAACAUAUUUGGGGAGACACUGGUCCACAUCAUAGCACACAGUUAUAGUCAUACUAUAAAUCCUUUCAUUGUUCAAUCCUAGAGCUCCUGUUAUCUCUAGUGUGACUUCCUAUAGGCAGGAGUAGCUUGGCAGUAUAGCAGUAGCACCAAGUGCCACAGUAGAAUAUCAAGAAGAAAAGCAGAAUACAAGAGGACAGUUACAAUUCAUAACAACAGCCAUCCUUGUAUUUUUGUGAAAGUGGCAAACAAACAGAAUUGCAACGCAGCCAGUGAAUAAGUAGCUCUACUCAAACUAUGCUUGAUUAAAUGUGGCCCUGUACAAAACAUUUUAACUUUGUACAUUAGUUUAUUUUAUUCUAGAAACCCAGCACCUGGGGAUCAUAAUGUACACUGUAGUCCAACGGUGUCGAACUCUGGUCCUAGAGGCUACAAUGGCUGCCAUUUUUCAUUCAGAUAGCGCUUAGCAAAUAUGUCCAGCAGAGAUCGGUGUGCCGAUGAUGAUCUACGCUGUUCUGAAUACCCUGUGCAAUUCCUUGCGGUCCUUAACUGAACUGCUACCAUGUUGGCACACCAUCCAGCCUGUUAGAGUGGACUCUGCAGUACAUUUAUAAAAGUUGAUGAAAACUGCGGGAGACAUUCGGCCCUACCCCAGACUGACAUGAAAGUAAAAGUGUUGAGGGGCCUUUUUGACAACCACGCUGGUGUGUUCUGUCCAUCUAAGAUCACUGGUGAUGGUUGACCCAGAAAUGUAUUUUAAUGGUACAGUGCUAAGUUUGCAAGAUGAUUUUAAAACCUGGAGUCAAAUCUAUUUUUCAUUAAAGACGUUGAUAAAAAAAA